Molecule: messenger RNA, 1416 nt
Organism: Gymnogyps californianus (California condor)
Lineage: Eukaryota; Metazoa; Chordata; Aves; Accipitriformes; Cathartidae
Product: glioma pathogenesis-related protein 1-like
Exons: 6
Coding region: 1-906 (301 amino acids)
Cellular component (GO): extracellular region
Source: RefSeq, a predicted model, not a curated record
AUGAAAAUCACAUUUUUCUUUGCUGCGUUGUUCUUACUGGAUCUCUUCACUUGCUGUCAUGCUUAUCCACAGUAUCCCUUGCCUGACAUAGAAGAUGCAAAGUUCAUUGAAGACUGUGUGAGAGCUCACAACAGGUUUCGAUCCAAAGUGAAUCCACCAGCCAGCAAUAUGUUUCGCAUGUCCUGGGAUGCUGCUUUAGCUAAGACUGCCAAAGCAUGGGCAAAGAAGUGCAAGUUUAAGCACAAUAUCUACCUUAAAAUGCCGGGGAAGGUGCACCCCACCUUUACCCCUCUUGGAGAAAACAUCUGGACUGGCACAGCCACCAUCUUCUCUGUGGAUGCAGCUCUCAGUGACUGGUUUAAUGAAGUCAGCAGCUAUGAUUUCCAGACCAACAGCUGUACUGGCAUGUGUGGUCACUACACCCAGGUCGUUUGGGCAGAGAGUUACAAAGUUGGCUGCGCAGUUCACUUCUGCAAUACAGUUGAAAAUUUUCCAGGACUCUUCAGAGCAGCACAUUUUGUUUGUGACUAUGGGCCAGCGGGGAAUUACCCGAGAAAACCAUAUGAAGCAGGACGACCAUGCAGUGGAUGCAGUAAGGAGAAGUGCGUAGACAAGCUCUGUGAAAACACAGAACGUGAGAAGCUGAUAAAUUAUGCCUACUGGUAUCCGGACUGGGAUACACAGCCCCAGCCACCACAGCCCCAGCCACCACAGCCCCAGCCACCGCAGCCCCGUCCCCCCAGGCCUCCAACGCCGCCGUACAUCCCACCUGCUGAGCAUCCGCCUCCCUCUUGUGACCAAUACUGUCUUAGUGUUUCAAUUUUAAGGUCACUGUUUUUGGUGCUGAGUGCUGGUGCUGUUCUUUUAGUACAACAACGGUUUCCACACACAUUUUUUUAUGAGUAAUGAUCAAUUAAGAUACUGAUAGUGAUCCUACCACUGUAUUACUCUCAGAGAAUUGCACCCAUUUAAAAAAACACUUGGUCAUCUCUCCAUUAUCCUUGUGAUGUUUAUCCAGCAUAGAAAAGUCUGCUUCUUCACUCAAGGCAAGAUACAAGUGGCUGUGCAUAGAAUUAGUAUAAUUUAUUGGCAGUAGCUGCAACACGCUUCUAUGUCUGUACGAGCCUCUUAGCUCUGGCUCAGGGGUAGAUUGCUAGAGGGACCAUGUAGACUGUGUAUUACUAUAUAUGCUAACAAGCCUCCUGGAAACCUGGGGCAUCACAAAGACAUGUCUGAAGCAGCACACCGUAUCCAAAAGAAGCAAUAACUCAUCUCCAUUAACCUUCAAUUAUCACACACAUCAUUUUCCCCUGAUAAUGGAGAUUUAACUGUAGGUAUUACUUUUUAUGAACAGAAGGAGUAAAGCUUGUCCUUUACUAUAUUUAGCCUAUGUGUAUCAGUUUCCAUUAAAGUUAC